GUGUGUGUGUAUGUAUAUAUAUACAUUUUACAUAAAUGUUUUAAGUGGUUAUCAAGACCAUGUCAUGAGAUCAAUAUCAGCAUGAGAACUGCACUUCUGUUAUCUUCACAUUUCAUCACAUGAAGCCACAGCUCUUCACUUCCUUUACUGCCAGCAACACAUUCAUUUAAGCUCAUAUAGCAUACAACACACUCGAGUAAAGAGGUGCAGCUGUACAGUCGCGUUCUCAGUGUUUUACUGAAUAGUUUAUAUUUUAGAAAUAUUUCAUUUAUUCAUGAAGAAGCUGAAGAGAGACGAUCACAAGGACGUGAUGAUGGUCACCCAUACAAUCACAGACGAUUUUGAAGGCUACGACACAGACACAGAGGACGCCAAUGCAAAGAGUAACCAACAUAUUCAAUGCACAGGGAGCAGAUGUUACAGACUGACAGCAGUGUGUGUGGUGCUGCUGUGUGUUCUCUCGCUGACUGCCAUCACAGUGCUGUGGAUCAAAUUCGCCAUCCAGAGUCCAGAAAACAACCAGCUACAGACUAGAUACAACACCCUGACUAAGGAGAAAGACCAGUUACAGACUAGAUACAACACCCUGACUAAGGAGAAAGACCAGUUACAGACUAGAUACAACACCCUGACUAAGGAGAGAGACCAGUUACAGACUAGAUACAACACCCUGACUGAGGAGAGAGACCAGUUACAGACUAGAUACAACACCCUGACUAAGGAGAGAGACCAGUUACAGACUAGAUACAACACCCUGACUAAGGAGAGAGACCAGUUACAGACCAGUUACAACAAUAUUCAGAACAAGUUGGCUACUUCAGAGUCAUUUGUCAAACAAGGAUGGAGAUACUUCAGGUCCAGUCUUUACUACUUCUCUGCUGAGGAGAAGAGCUGGACUGACAGCAGACAGGACUGCAGAGAGAGAGGAGCAGACCUGGUGAUCAUAAACAGCAGAGAGGAAUGGGAGUACAUCAGUGCACAGAUGGGCAGCUAUAAUCGGGCUUGGAUUGGUCUGAGUGACAGAGACACGGAGGGAGAGUGGAAAUGGGUGGACGGUACAGAACUGACCGACGGCUCUGGGUACUGGUAUAGGGGGGAACCAAAUGAUCAAGAUGGUAAUGAAGACUGUGCUGAGAUCUGGUCCUUUCCGGGCAAGAAGGCCUUGAAUGACAGGUUAUGCUCUUACAAAACAUGGUGGAUCUGCAAGAUGAGACUUUAUACAUUCUUUUAUAGAUUAGAGAUGUCUGAGUGUGUGUACGAUAAUGUGAUCUGCGUUGAGGAGCUGAAGAGAGGAGAGCGAUUAGAGAUGGUGGUGGAUAUCUACGAGAGUGCAGAUGCUGUUAGAGGUCACGACCCUGGCGCACAAACAGAGGAUACUGAUACAGAGAGGAUCCACCACAUUCAUCACACAGAAGGAGACCCUAGACGGAGCAGAUGUUACAGACUGACUACAGUGUGUGCGGUGCUCCUGUGUGUUCUCCUGCUGACUGCCGUCAUAGUGCUGUGGAUCAAAUUCAUCAACACUACUACUGAAAAACACCAGCUACAGACCAGUUACAACAACCUGACUAUAGAGAGAGACCAGUUACAGAGGGAUAGAGAGGAAAUCCAGAGGCUUUCCAAAUUGGGAUGGAUAUUCUUCAACACUAGUCUUUACUACAUGUCUACUGAGAAGAAGAACUGGAAUGAGAGCAGACAGGACUGCAAAGAGAAAGGAGCAGACCUGGUGAUCAUAAACAGCAAAGAGGAACAGACGUUCAUUAAACAGAUGCAUGGCAAGGAGGCUUGGAUUGGUCUGAGUGACAGAGACCAAGAGGACGUGUGGAAAUGGGUGGACGGUACACCACUGACCAUUGGGUACUGGGGACGUGGAGAACCCAACAAUUAUAGAGAUGAGGACUGUGUAAUUACUGGCUAUCUGUAUGUUGCUGUACAAAACUGGGCUGACUUUUCCUGUAAUAGUAUGUUCACUUGGAUUUGUGAGAAGAUCAUUUUUAACUAAAGUAGAACAUGUGAAUGAAAACAUGAAAUUGAAUGUACUCUACAGUUGUCACUGUGUUUUUUUGGCUGCUCAUUCUCUCAUGGUGAGAUGAAGUGUUACAGCAGGGAGCUCUGUAACCGUGAAUGUAAAUGUUUCUCCUUAAAGGUGAAGCUUCUCAGACACCAAAACCUGUAAUAUUUUAACCUGCUACUUAUAUUCUGCUUUUCUCUUUCAUAUAACCCACUUGUUGGAUCCUUCUGGGUUAGCGGAUACUGUGAUAUCAUGACUUGCGUGAGGGGAAUAAAAGCUGUACAUCAAAUUCUUGCUCUGCGAUGUUUGGAGCUACGAGUUUGCACCUUUCAUUUUUUUUUACGCUACUUUGAAGGUUCAAGAACUGCUUACCUGUGUGGUUUAAC
This is a messenger RNA of Pangasianodon hypophthalmus (striped catfish), 2397 nucleotides long. RefSeq lists its product as uncharacterized. The coding region runs from base 275 to 2002 and encodes 575 amino acids. Lineage: Eukaryota; Metazoa; Chordata; Actinopteri; Siluriformes; Pangasiidae. The record is from RefSeq and is a predicted model, not a curated record. The transcript has 11 exons.